GUUACCGAGCAAGUAGUUGUGGGCGGGCUUUGUAGCCAGCCAGCCGGUAGUUCCAACUUCUAAGUGUGUUCGAAAGUCAAGACUACGUUUUCACAGCCCUGCCAUAUACCCACACAUUCACACGUCGAAUAUAUUUCCCCACAAGAAAUUCCGUGCACCUGAUUGUGAGAGUCUCGGCCCUUUGGACUGUCUCCGUCUUGCCCACCGACGUCAAAUUGACAUACACAGUGCCCAUCGAGCGUAUUUUCGCUUUUUUAAACCAAGAUACUUCACCGCACACAUCAAUAUGGGCGAUCAGAAGACCAUACCGAAUGGAAUAAAGUUCCUAAUCGGUGGUGUUUCUGGAAUGGGUGCCACGUGUUUUGUGCAGCCACUAGACCUGAUUAAAAAUCGUAUGCAGCUAAGCGGCACAAAGGUUUCCACGAUGUCAAUUGUGACUGGAAUUAUAAAGAACGAAGGCUUUUUCUCGUUCUAUGCAGGCUUGUCUGCUGGCUUAAUGAGACAGGCCACUUAUACCACUACGAGGCUUGGUAUAUACACAUGGCUGUUUGAAUUAGCUUCAAAAGAUGGCCAACCAAAUUUUGUUACAAAAGCUGCAUUGGGUAUGACUGCUGGAUGCGUAGGUGCCUUUGUUGGAACACCUGCAGAAGUAGCUUUAAUCAGGAUGACCGCCGACGGAAGGUUACCAUUAGCUGAGAGACGUAACUACAAAAACGUCUUCCAUGCUCUGUUUCGGAUAACCAGAGACGAAGGUAUUCUCACUUUAUGGCGUGGAGCUAUUCCAACAAUGGGGAGAGCUAUGGUUGUAAAUGCAGCUCAACUGGCAUCAUAUUCACAAGCCAAACAGGCUUUACUAGACACUGGCUACUUCCAAGAAAAUAUUACGCUUCAUUUUGCUAGUUCAAUGAUUUCUGGACUCGUUACAACAGCCGCGUCAAUGCCUGUCGAUAUAGCAAAAACAAGAAUUCAAAACAUGAAGAUAGUGGAUGGCAAGCCGGAAUUCAAAGGUGCGCUAGAUGUCCUUGGUAAAGUUAUACGAAAUGAAGGCCCUUUGGCACUUUGGAAAGGCUUCUUUCCGUACUACGCUCGUCUAGGACCACACACGGUUCUAACAUUUAUUUUCUUAGAACAAAUGACUGCUGCCUACAAGUCUAGAUUAUCGUAAUUUAGUGUUUAAUAGCUGAGUACACGUGCAUCUUACAUACUCAGAAAUUAGAAAUUUCGAUUCCUCUUCACCUGUUAUUAUCGAUCACACUCAACGAGUAGAACUUGGAAACUUAUAUGUUUUUAAAUAUCAUGUCUCAUUCUUUGCUGAUUAUUUCAUGUCAUUACAUCUAUAUGACAUUUGUAAUUACCUUUUUUGAAGUGAUCGUUCGAUGUACAACCAAAACGGAAACAGAACAAUCUCGAUUUUCGAUUUCCAUUAUAAAUUCUUGCAAUAUAAUUAAUCGCCUGCAUUCUUUGUAUAUAUACAGAUUGUACUCCCUAUGCACAAAAAUAUUUUAUUUUUUAAUAUACAGUUACACAAUGCUGUCACAAUUAGUGUCAAAUAUAUUUAUAAAUUGGCAACAUAGACUCGAAUUAUGGGAGAAAAAUGUUGCAAUCUCGUUUUAUAUCCACUAUUUUCAAAGCCCAUUGCAAUUAUAUUCCGUGAACCCACAUUGAAUUCGUAUACUGUACACUGAUACAAUGUUUGUUAUCCUAUAAUAACGUAUACAUUUCAAGCAAAUACAUUCUGUAACCAUAAGCCAUUGCCUAGGUGUCAGGAACGCCUACAUAUAUACAUAAAUGCCCAUGAUAAUGUUAUCCAGUCAAAAGUUAUAAUCGUAAAACGAGAUGAUAUAAUUUUUGUACAUGAUUAUUUUUUUAGUGCAUCGUGAUAUUAUGUAAUGUUAAAUAUUUCAAUAUUGUAAAGAAAGUCGGGAGACGUGUGGCUUCCAUUUGUUGUACAUAUACAGAUAUAUUAUAUGCGUACAUUACAUACACAUAAUGUUCAUAUAGGUAUGUUGGAGAAUGUUAAAGAUGUAAUAAAUAUUUCAUU
Molecule: messenger RNA, 2041 nt
Organism: Diprion similis
Lineage: Eukaryota; Metazoa; Arthropoda; Insecta; Hymenoptera; Diprionidae
Product: mitochondrial 2-oxoglutarate/malate carrier protein-like
Exons: 6
Coding region: 287-1165 (292 amino acids)
Biological process (GO): malate transmembrane transport; phosphate ion transmembrane transport; thiosulfate transport
Molecular function (GO): antiporter activity; succinate transmembrane transporter activity; sulfate transmembrane transporter activity
Source: RefSeq, a predicted model, not a curated record